AUGCACACAAUAAACCAGACAAUAGUAAACACACGGACAGAUAGACACAAUCAACUUGACAACCGGACCUCCGGACAGAAGCACAAACAUCAGGACACAAAUGUUGCCAGCCAAUUUGAUGGAGAUCUUUGCAAACAAACACCCAGGCACCUGAUCAACCGGACGCCUAGUUACCCAAACAGAAGGGUCCUCUUUCACUGUGGGAUAGAUAAGACACCAAGACAGGUACCAAGUCCGUUCCAGAUCAGCACGAGUAUUCUUAAUUGGGCAGCAGUGGCCGGUCGAAUGGUGACCGAGUCGAGGCAUAACGAAGAGACGAGAAUGACCAUCUCAGGAGGACAAACGGACAGACGGACAGACGGACAGACGGACGAGAGAUUCACAGUGUCGCAUUGUUCAUCUUCCCCUGGAACAACUGGUACAUGUAGAACAGGAUGGGCGGGCGGAAGCACACAGACUGGCCAUUUAGGAAGCUGA
This is a messenger RNA of Protopolystoma xenopodis, 477 nucleotides long. The record is from the annotation of a GenBank genome assembly. NCBI's taxonomy places the organism in Eukaryota, Metazoa, Platyhelminthes, Monogenea, Polystomatidea, Polystomatidae.